Molecule: messenger RNA, 7615 nt
Organism: Conger conger (European conger)
Lineage: Eukaryota; Metazoa; Chordata; Actinopteri; Anguilliformes; Congridae
Gene: foxn2b
Product: forkhead box N2b
Exons: 6
Coding region: 97-1440 (447 amino acids)
Biological process (GO): regulation of DNA-templated transcription
Cellular component (GO): nucleus
Molecular function (GO): DNA-binding transcription factor activity; cis-regulatory region sequence-specific DNA binding
Source: RefSeq, a predicted model, not a curated record
AGGAGGCAGCCGCUGAUCUCUGACAGUGCGCGAGAGACAGUCAUCUAUACGAACACACUGUACCCAGUCUCAGCUGUUUCGCUAAAGUGGCACAGCAUGCAUGAAUACCCCCCAGGUGCAAUGGGUCCUAUAAUCGGGAUGUCUCCAGACAAGAAGGCGGAGGCCCCGGGGCCGCGGGCGGAGCGGACGGGGCUGCGGACCGCGUUGGGGGCGGGGACCCUGCCCGAAGCGGAGAGCGCCGCCAGCCCCCGGGCCACCAGCCUGGACGGGGUGGGCGGUCCUGAGAGCGUGACGGAGGACGAGGAGCUAACCAACCUCAACUGGCUCCACGAGAACCUGCUGCAGAACUUCACGCUGGGCGGCCCCGAGGCUCAACCCAGCGGGAGCCCCCUCUUCGACAUCGAGGGAGACGGAGGCUUGCCCCACGCCCUCUCCUCCUCCUCCUGCUCCUCCUCUUCCUCGCCGUCGUCCGCCUCGCUCCCCCGCGGGCGGACCCGGGAUAAGGACCCACUCAAGUCCAAGCCCCCCUUCUCCUUCUCCCUGCUCAUCUACAUGGCCAUCGAGCAGUCCUCCCGCAAGUCCCUCCCCGUCAAGGACAUCUACGGCUGGAUCUUGGAGCACUUCCCUUACUUCUCUAGCGCCCCCACUGGAUGGAAGAACUCGGUGCGCCACAACCUGUCCCUCAACAAGUGCUUCCGGAAGGUGGACAAGAGCCUAGGCAAGGUGAGUGGCAAGGGCUCUCUCUGGUGUGUGGACCCCAAGUACCGACCCAACCUGCUGCAGGCCCUGAAGAAGCAGCACCUGCCGACGGGCCAGGCCUUCUGCACACCCCCUUCCUCCCCACUCAGUGCCUCCUCCCCUCCGCACCACCUCCUCCUGCGUGACCAGUGUUGCUCUGCAAAAGAGUCUGACAUCGAUGCUGCCACUGCCAUGAUGCUCUUAAACUCUGCCCCCGAGCACCACCCUGAACCAUAUGGUCGGGACAGCCCUAUAGAUCUCUCUCAGAGGGACCUGGUAGUGGUGAGCAGGGACCCGAAACAGGACCACAACUACAGCAGCGCGCCCCAGCAGCGUCGGACGGCACGCUCCAGGUCCUCGUCCCUGUCCUCCCUGGACGAGGGACGCACCCCCCGCAAGACGCACCGUGCCGGGAGCGAGGGUUUCCACAGCAACGAGGACUCCGACCACGACCCCGGCGCCGGCAGGGCGAGGCCCGGGCAGAGGGGCGCGGGGGGCCGGCGGCCGAAAGCGACGGCCGGCGGCCACGCCCGCGUCUCCGCGGAGGUUCCGAGGAAGCGGGCGUGGCUAGAACCAAAGGCCGAGGUGGACGAGGAACUAAAGGAGGCGGCCGGGUCGCUCCUGCAUCUGGCCGGCAUCCGCACCGGCCUGGAGGCCACAAAACGCACAGCCAGGAGCAAAAAGCUCAACUGCAGGAAAUGAGAUGACCUUUGACCUCCCACCCCCUCCCCGGUGCCCGCAUCUUGGCUUCCUCUCCUCCGUUUUUGUGAAUCGUACCAUUUUUCCGCAUCUUCUUUUCCCUGCACGUGGGGGGAAAGUCCCCAUUCAUCCAACGGAAAUAGCAAUAUAAUCUUCAACAAAGGAGAAAUAAAGCCAUAUUGAGACUUUUUGAUGACUUAAAAAUUAAAUUAAUUCACACAUUAAAACACCCCACAGAAAUUAGCUACCAGCGACAUAGGUUGGAUCUACAAAUGGGUGCGAUUUGUGGGAUUUUAGAAAAAAAGUCGCCAAAAAAAUGUUCACAUGAAAAGUUGCAUGCUUCCAGCUCACAGGAGAGAAGAUGAUGAGCAUGAACAUUUCAGACAAAUUCCUGACUAGCCUGUGCCACAGCGUGGUUUCCUUAAAACUUUCAAAAGCAAAGAAAAUAAUUUGCUUGCUUUGGAUUAAAAAGACUAAGACUUUGUUUCCCUGAAUAUGAUACAAAGAGAAAUGCAAUAAUUGUUGUUAAAAAACAAACCUGUAAUUAUUUUCUUUUUGUUUUUUGUAAUGCUUUUUUUGUAUUGUGUCUUUUUGAGGGUUUUUCUGUGGACAAGGAUUGCUUGGAUACCAAGUGGGUGUGUCUAACUACACCUCUGCACCCCCGAUUGGUUCAGACCUCUUGUCUGUUCCCUAUCAACUGCCCUGGAAGUUUCCAGAACCCUGUUCACUGGGGCUGCGGUAGGGAUGAAACGCAAGGUCCAGCUGAUCUCGGUGACCAUUUCACCGUGAUCAUAAUUCCAACAGCAAGCCUCUUCUUCCUCCGCAAAGACUUCCCUCUUCCUCCUUACCCUCAUGUUCCACUUAUUGCUAUCAAUGUUAUUGUCAUGGAAUUAUUGCAGUUUCCUUAUGGUAUUUUUCCCCACUUUGUCCAGGCCAUAUGUAAUGUUCUGAAAAAAGAAAAAAAAAAACACUGCCCAUGGUUGUGUUUCCAUGUGCUUAAAUGGGGGUUGGUGUGUAGCGUGGCAUUAAAGACAAGCUGAAACGGAAGUUAGAACAGCGCUAGCUUCUGCGAUAUGACGCACGUGCGGGUGGGCGGGAAGUCUAUUUGUCUGCCGUUAAAUGAGGAGGGGCAAGAAGAGCUGUAGCCUAUGGUUCUGAGGGGAAGAAUAUGCACUGCUGCCCAAAAAUAUAUUGAUUGGUACCCGCUGGUACACAAUGACGUCAAAUCUGCUAAAAAAACAUUGGUGUGAAAAAGUAUUAUCAUUUUAUUAAUUUUUUUUGAAUAUAUACUUUGAAACAUGUUCUUAUGGUUAUGAAGAAUUGACUACAUUGAGGAAAAAGUGAAUUUGGAUUUCAGCUUGUCUUUAAGACAUUGGUGUGAGGUUCCAACAUGAACUGGCAUGGCAAGGGGUUGUCUUCUCAAGCACCAGUUUAAGCAUCACCAUUUCUGCUUUCUUUAACGCAUGAACUUAGGUAAGCAUUGGUUGGUUGUCUCCAUUUUUUGCUCAGACCCUAUGCAAGGUGGCACUUCUGGGGAGCGGGUUUGUAGGAGGGUUGUAAAGUUCGGUCCACAUCAAGAAUGAUAGCUGUAAUGAUCUCAAUUAGAAAUCAUUCUUACUCAAAUGUGUGGUGGAGUCCACACCACAACUGUAACGACAACGAUGGUGACAAACGAUAUCGUUGGGAUCACUUUCAGAGCUUUUUCCAGCUGCAUGAAUGAUACAACACUGACAGCCAAUCAAAAUCCGUCCAAAUUUACAGGACAUCACAUGAUGAUAUACUGCAGCCAAGAAGCUUCUUAUAGAAUGUUAUCACUCCUCAGUGUGCAGCUGUGAUUAUGGUUAUAGUUAUUGUUACUUGAUGGGCCUUAAAACAUGGAAACUGGGAAUGCAGUGGUUGUGUGAGCGUGUGCAUACUGGGUAUAGUGGGUUAAAGAGGACUGGUUUAGCAGGAUACCCUAAAAUGAAGAGUUUAUAAACAACAGACGCUCAGUUGUCCAUAAACUCGUUUCUUUAGCUGUCGGUCAGUUAUACCUGAAGUUUUUUCCACCGAUCUACCCUAGCUGUAGACACUUAUAUCUGAAGCGUUUCCACUGUCCAACCUUAGCUGCCCGUAGGUCAGUUAUGUUUCAAACAUUAUACCACUGACUGACCUUACAGAACUGUGCAAAAGUCAGAGACCCCUCUUUUUUAAAUCUAUUUUUCCAGUGAAAGCAGUCAUUAAGUGCAAGUUAUUUAUUUUUCAGUUUCAGAAAAUAAUGCAGCAAAUAUACUCAGUGAGCACUUCAUUAGGUAUUUAUUAGACUUAUUUUUUUAGACUCAUUAAGUCUUCUGCUGCUGUAGCCUGUCCACUUAUAGGUUUGACGUGUUGUGUGUUCAGAGAUGCUCUUCUGCAUACCACUGUUGUGAUGUGUGGUUAUUUGCAUUACUGUCACCUUCCUGUCAGCUUCGACCAGUCUGGCCCUCCUCUGACCUCUCUAAUUAACAACGCGUUUCUGCCUGCAGAACUGAUACUCAAUUUUUGGAUUUUUCGCAUCAUUCUGAGUAAACUCUAGAGACUGUUGUGCGUGAAAAUCCCAGGAGAUCAGCAGUUACAGAAAUACUCGAACCAGCCCGUCUGGCACAAAUAAUCAUGCCACAGUUGAAAUCACUGAGAUCACAUUUUUCCCCAUUCUGAUGGUGGUUGUGAACAUUAACUAAAGCUCCUGACCCGUAUCUGAUGUUAUGCAUUGCACUGCUGCCGCAUGAUUGGCUGAUUAGAUCAAACAAGCAUGAAUAAGUAGGUGUACAGGUGUUCCUAGUAAAGUGCUCAUUGAGUGUAUAUUUAACACACAAAAACCUCUGUACAGUAUCCAGUAUUUAGUGUGUCCACCCUUUGUUUCCAUUCUUUUCAGGAGACUUGCUCUGAGUUUUUCAAAGAAAUCUACAGGGAUAUUGUUCCACACUUGUAAACAACUCCAAUGGUCAGAACUGUCUCGUUGAAUUUUCAGCUUUUCUCGAUCCAAGUUACUCCAAACCUAGUCGGUGAUGUUAAGGUGUGGACCCUGGGGUGGCCACAGUCCACUGUUCUGAGAACACCACUGGCUUGAUCUUCUUAGCAGUGUUCUUAGGAGUCAGUACCUUACUGUAGAAGGAAUUUGCUCCCAAUGAAAUGUUGUCCAGAAGGUAUUGCAAGAUAUGUUAAGAUUUGUGUUCAUGAGCAUUCAUGAUGCCUACAGUCAAAACUAUUAAAGCCAAAUCACCAACUCCUGAUGUUGUUAUACAACCCCAAACAUGUACGGAUCCUCCACUGUAAUUUCCUGGUGGUUGUAGACAUGGUUCUGUCCUGAAAAGCUCAAAGCUGGACGCAUCGGCCCAUAAAACCUUAAUCCACAUCUCAGGAAGUUUUGAUGUGCUAGUUAAAUUUUUUGACAGUGACACAUUCUUACUGUCUUAUACCAUUGACUUGUCUUCUCAAUAGGGUUGCCACCUUUGAUUUGUGAAAAACCGGACGGACAGGACAGACGGACGGACGGACAGGGGGGUGGGGUGGUGGUGGUGGUAUGAUGCACUCCCUGACCCAGACACAGAAACACCCUGACGCAGUUGCAGUCUCUGGACUCCUUUCUCUGCUGCCGUCUUUUUUCUACAUUAAAUACAGAUUUGUUUUUCUUUAACGUGUAAACAUAUACUGUCUUAUUAUAAUCUAUUGUACAAUCUAAUCAUGUGUCCAAAGGUAUACUUGAACGCUCCUGGCUGUAAUGCGCUAGGACAUUAUGAACUAAAGCUUCACUCUUUUUUCUUCCACAUGACGUUUUUGUGGCAAUACUGAAAUCAUGAAAGAUUUUCACACUUUUUUGCCACAAGCUGUAGAUAAGUAGCUGUGGCCAUGAAGCACUCUGUGGUGUCCACUGCUAAGCUCUGCUACUGCUAUCCUGUCUUCCUCUGGUGACCCUUUUUUUGUCGUAACCGUUGCAAUUGCUGGAUUCUUGCAUUUGCGUCAUACGAAACUCUUUGGUUUUGCAUGAUUUUACAGCCCUGUUUUUCUUUCAUAUUUAACUGAAAUUUUGGCUGGUCACAAAACACAGGUGGCGGAGAACGGGUCUCCUUGGGUGGGCGCUACGCCGCCAAGGCUGAUGGGCUAGUCACGAUGCAUAUUUCAAGAGGAUGGACAUAUAGACAAAAUCUAAAUAGUCAAUUGUGCAGAAACGGUAAAAAUUGAUCUAGCCUAUUGAAAACCAAUACAUUUUCCAGGACUGACUAUUAAAAAGGACAGUCCCGGGAAAAAUUGGGACAGGUGGCAACCAUACUUCUCGCAGUGGAAGGAUUGACAGAAAUACCUAGAGAUUUUUUUCUCUCAAAGAUAAAAUCUUUAAGUACCAUCUUUGUGAUGGUUAUAGUUCCAGUAGUCUACUGGUUCUUGCACAGUGGUGAGGAGUUCCAUUUUCUCUGUAUCUUGCAAUAAUCCUUUGAACUCCAGUUUUUGAAAUGUGUUUUUUCACCAAAAAUUUUUUUAAUUACUAUAUCUAAUCAUAUCAGGAAUAUCUCCUGUAACUGUAACAAACAGCUGUAAAUGUUCUCUUAACACAAUCUUUCCUGAACUAUUGUCUGAUGCUGAAGAAAAACUGCACUGAAUGGCUGAUUUGGCUGGAAAUUGAAGAAAAGAAAGGGUGGUCUUUGAAUUUUGCAUAGUACCGCAGCUGUAGGUCAGUUAAAGUGUUUCAUCUCAUCUACUUUUUUGCUAGAAAACAAUAUUCUUCCCUUCCCUUCUUGCUGGUUCUCUUUUGACCAUACCGUCCUUUGUGGUUCAUUAGAUUUUUUUUGUUGUUGUUUAGAAUUGUUUAGGAGUGUUUUUUUUUCUUUCUUUUUUUCUUCCUGAAACUCAAGUUCAAAAAAAGUAUUAGAGUGUGAGUGCCAUUGUUGUUGCUUGGAAUUGAGCAUGCCCACUGAGCGAUAUGCUUGUCAUAUUCUCCUGGGGUAGGGACAAGUUAUGGUAGGGGAAUAGGGGGGUUGGGGCAUGGGGACAGUGUCAUCUGUUUGCAACUCUAUGAGUGUUCACCCACCCUGCAUUGUCAACUGAGAAUUUCCUGUUUUUGGGAGGAAGUGAAACACAAUGAGAAAUCCUAAACAAAACUGCAAACAAGAAAAAGCAGCACUUAGAGAGCUGGAAAGUGUUUUUUUUUUUUUUUUUCAAUUAGUAUUCAUUGUGAGUGCGGAUCAUGUACCAGAAAUACAGGAAGUGGAAAUAGGCUUGUCAGGGGUUCCUAUGGCGACUGCCUGAAUUUUGUCAUUGUGGUUUCCGACCCCAGGGACCUUAAUGGUGAGGGCAGGGAGUUACACGUAUGUCUGUUUGUAUGUAAUACUCAAGUUCAGAUUUAAACAAACCUGUCCAGGGCUCUGUUUGAAACCACAUACUUGCCAUACUACUCGUACUACAAUGAAUAUCAGCCUGAAAUUUAGUACAAGUAGCACAUGUGUGCUAGUAUGCGCUUUCAAACACAGCCCAGGUUGGUGUCAGCACAACCUGGACACCCCUCUUCCAGCGCAUGAUGGUUUGCUCCUUCAUGCUAGGCUUCUUGUAUUGUUGGCUACAGGCAGCAAUUUAUUAAACUUCAGCAAAGGAGAGCGAGCCCAAGCCAGUAUACUGCCAACCCCUGUGGGGGGUCUACUCCCAGAAGUAUCCCAUAGUUCUGUGCAGCGGUGCUCCAGCUCAAGCCUGCAGUCCACAUUCACUUGGUGCAUAAGCUGUAGUUGGUACCAUAGAAAGCUCCGACUACUUACAAUGAAACAUACCAUCUGUGUAGAGGUUGGACUCUAGGGAAGGGAGUGGGGGAGGUGCUGAAGAGAUUAAUAUUUUUGAAGGCCUAGGUUGACAGUAUUGACAUACAUGUGCUGCCUGGGUCAUCAACAAAUAUAGUGAUAGGGUUGUUUAUUAUUUCAUGCCUAUUACUGAACAUUGAUGAGAGUUUCAAAACAAAAUGAUUAUGAUUAUUUGUUUUUUUUUUAUCUAACGUAAAGCUGCCAAUCCAGUGAGUAUUUGCAUCAGUUGUCUGCCAUGUCUGUUAGACAGACACAACCUUUGGUUUUUGUAUGCUAACCUGUGUUAAUAAAAUGUUUAUAAAGUUUAUUUUCGCCAAAGAUAUGCAAUUGCAUUAUAUAUGGUGUUACUGAAUAAUAAAAAAAAUCCUUGUUUUAUGAUA